AUGGCUUCCGUUGAAUCAGAAGAACAAGUUCCCCAAGUUCAAAACAGCGUCGAUGAAGAUACAAACAACAAGGCGGAGAAGCUCAAUAACAAAACCAAAAGCACCAACACGAAGAAGAAGAGGAAGAAGAACAAUUCUAACCCUACUCAUUUGAUCGUUAUGGUUAAUGGUCUCAUUGGCAGUGCUGAGAAUUGGAAAUAUGCUGCUAAACAGUUUCUGAAAAAGUACCCCUAUGAUGCUAUUGUACAUUGCAGUGAAAGUAAUUCUUCAAAGUUGACAUUUGAUGGUGUUGAUGUAACGGGAGAUAGAUUAGCAGAGGAGGUUAUAUCAGUUAUAAAACGCCACCCAAAUGUUCAGAAAAUUUCAUUUAUAGCUCAUUCUUUAGGUGGCUUGAUUGCCAGGUAUGCAAUAGCCAAGCUUUAUGAACAAGAUAUUUCUAAGGAACUUUCUCAGGGGAAUGAACAUUGUGAGAGUCAGAUUUCAAAGCAAGAAUGUCAUGAUAGAAAAUAUGAAGGAAAAAUUGCAGGAUUGGAGCCUAUUAAUUUUAUUACGUCUGCAACGCCACACCUUGGUUGCAGAGGGCAUAAGCAGGUUCCUCUGUUUGGUGGAUUUCGCUCUUUAGAGAAAGCAGCAUCCCGUUUUUCAUGGUUUCUUGGUAAAACAGGGAAACACCUAUUUUUAACUGAUGAUAAGAAUGGAAAACCUCCUCUUCUUCUCCAGAUGGUGUCUGACUCAGAAGAUAUUAAAUUCAUGUCUGCUUUGCGGUCCUUCAAACGCCGCGUUGCCUAUGCAAAUAUUCGUUAUGACCAGCUGGUUGGAUGGAGCACAUCGUCUAUAAGGCGUAGAAACGAGCUUCCAAAGCGUCGACAUCUUAAAAGACACGAGAAGUAUCCACAUAUUGUAAACGAAGAGACAGCAAAACCCACUUCUGUUUUAGAGGAGGUUCCAAGUAAAUCCAAAGUUAGUUGUGGAUCCUGUAAAAUUGACUUGGAAGAGGAAAUGAUCCAAGGGUUAACAACUGUGAGUUGGGACCGUGUUGAUGUCAGCUUCAGUGGUAGCAGGCAGAAAUAUCUCGCACAUAAUGCAAUUCAGGUUCAGACUUACAGCAUCAAUUCCGAUGGAGCUGAUGUGGUCCAACACAUGAUUGAUGAUUUUCGAUUAUAG
Vicia faba (fava bean) is the source of this 1164-nucleotide messenger RNA. The record is from the annotation of a GenBank genome assembly. Lineage: Eukaryota; Viridiplantae; Streptophyta; Magnoliopsida; Fabales; Fabaceae.